CUUCGGAGGCACGUGCCUCCCCGCGGAAGAGCGCGAUCUGCCGCCCGCGGUUGGAGCGAGCCUGCUGCUUCUCCGCCUCCGCCUCUGCCUCUUCCUCGCGCGCCAUCGGCGGCCCCUCCUCGCGCUCGCUCUUCCUCCAUCCUCCUCCUCCUCCUCUUGCUGCCUUGGAGCCCGGGUUCGAGGCUGGGCUUGGGCUGGGAUGGCGCGGGGCUGAAUCCGGACCGGCCCCUCCGCCAUGGCCAAGCAGUACGACGUGCUCUUCCGCCUCCUGCUCAUCGGCGACUCCGGCGUGGGCAAGACCUGCCUCCUCUGCCGCUUCACCGACAACGAGUUCCACCCCUCGCACAUCUCCACCAUCGGGGUUGAUUUUAAAAUGAAGACUAUUGAAGUAGAUGGAAUUAAAGUUCGAAUACAGAUCUGGGACACUGCUGGUCAGGAACGUUAUCAGACCAUCACCAAACAGUACUACAGACGAGCACAGGGAAUAUUCUUGGUGUAUGACAUUAGUAGUGAACGCUCCUACCAGCACAUAAUGAAAUGGGCCAGUGAUGUGGAUGAGUAUGCUCCAGAAGGUGUCCAGAAGAUCCUCAUUGGGAAUAAAGCAGAUGAGGAAGAGAAGAGGCAAGUUGGGAAAGAGCAAGGCCUCCAGCUAGCUAAGGAAUACGGCAUGGAUUUCUAUGAAACAAGUGCCUGCACCAACCAGAACAUCAAGGAGUCUUUCACUCGUCUGACAGAGCUGGUCUUGCAAGCCCACAAGAAGGAGCUGGAUGGACUUCGCACAUACACUGCUGACGAACUGAACCUGGUUGAGCUGGAGGAAGACACGAGCAAACCAGAGGGCACAGAGCAUCCUCCCAAGACAACCUGUUGGUGCUGAGGGCCUCCCAGUGUUCUUCCUUUCCCCCAACCCCAGUGCAGGUAGAAAGGCUGCCACCUAGAGAGGGCUGGUUUGCUCUGCUCCAUCCCUCUGGUCAUUGGUUGUCCACCUGCCUGCCAUCUGCCCUGCUGGAUCCUCUUUGGGUUUCCUGGUGUUUCUCCUUGAUUGGUGAUUUCUGUUGUCCCCAAACUCCCUGGAUCCAAACUCUCUCAGAUGGCUCACAAUGUGCAGAAUAUCACCCUGCCAUCUUCAUGGAAGGACUGUGGUUGGCAGUCACAGUUGAGGCUGGUCCAGCAGCCCUCUCAGACUCCAGGUGCCCUGUGGCUUGGGCCCUUUCCACCAAUAGGUGAGCCAUUUGGUUUUGUACCUGGAUGGGGCAGGGCACCUGCAAAGUGAGAAGGAUCUGCAUUUCACUACCAAUUUCCCAGGCAGACCAUUUGCUAACAUACCUUCUGGAGCCAGCCUUAGUAUGGCUUAUUACUCUCCACACCCUACCCAACCCAACCCCAGCCCCAUGUGCUUUGUCUUUAUCUUCUCUUCAUCUUCUCCAGUGCCUGUGCAACAUGGUGCAGGGUUUGACCAGACCAUGAUUGUUCCUGGUUGGGGCUUUUACAGCUGCCUUGGCAGUAGUGUCUUGUUCAUAGCACCAGGUUGCCUGGAGAUGAUUGUCAAAGCUCUCAUCUAGAUAUCUUACCAAAAAUGGACUCUCAUUUCAAAGGGUGAGGUGACCUCUUUCCUUUACUCAACAGAAAUGCUAGGAACAACAGGAAUCUAGCCUUACUGGGAAACAGGGUUGUAUGAUGGUAUUUGGGUCUUAUUCAGACUUCCUUUAUCAGUUAUGGAGAAACCAUGCUUGGUUCUCCCUAGCCAGAGUAGACAUGUCCUUUGAGAAGUCCAUAGAACCCUAUCUUAUGUGGCACAUAGGACAAGUUCUUGCUGAAGAUUGAUUCAGAAUGUUAAAGGGAACUCUUCCCUUGCCCCCAUUAGGUAUCUUUGGUGGUAGUGGUGUUGGGCACUCCAAAGACAUCACUUUGAAUAUACCAAUUCAGGCAGAGAAACCACCCAAUCUAUGUAGCACAUACUUGAAUUUGGUUUUGAGAGCUCUGGUUUUGAAAUUAUUUGCCAACUAUGUUCCUUCCAACCCUGAAACAGAAUGAGACCUUGCAAUCUGUGCAUAGAUCUUCCAACCCAGUCCAUUCUUUUGCCCUCUAGAGCCAUUAUGCCAGAAAUUGCUGACGACCCCCUUCAGACCCCCUUUUCUCUGCAGAUUCAACUUGAAGAUCAAAUCUGGCCCGUUCUUCUGGGGAUUCUCCUACCAUGUGCUGCUAACAUGGCUCAAUCAGAACAAACUGACACCUGCAUGCAUGUUUUACAGGCAUCCUCCUCUUGCCUGACCACCGACUUACUUGAUGGGGGAAGUGUUAUACACUCAGUGGCAUGCCUUGGUAUUCUAAUCCCUCUUAUGCGUGCCUGCUCCAGAGUAGCUGCUUCCUGCGUGCCAACACCUUGAGGAUGCCAAGACUCUUCCUCCCCUGCACACCUGCCAGAAAUGGGUCACCUUUGCCCAAUCUAGACAGAGUCACCAUCUGCUGGGGAUUUUUGGAGUAAGAUGUGCUGGCUUUACAGAGAUCCUCCUACCAAACAGGGAGGUUCCUUUUGACAGGAGGCGCAAACCUGAGACAUUCAGUCCAUGGUUGUUGUGGCAUUGGGUUGUCUUUGUGGUGAGCCAUUCUUUUCCAGCCACAAGCUGAUACCAAAUGGAUCUAUGUUCCUUUGUUCCUUCCUCCUGUUUUUCUCCAUGGAGCUGAUUAAAUUGUAAUACUAAAAAACAAAGUGGGGAAGGGGAAUUACAUAUCAUGAAAGUGAUGCUAGUUGUCUUGAUUCAAAUGUUUUGUCCUUGGGAGCAAAAAGGUGCCUUGAGGUGAAGAAAAAGCACUGGCUCAAAUGUUUGUUCUUUAAAAAUAUCUAUUUUCUUGAGCUAGAAGAGUGUGAGCUAAUAUCAAACCAUUAAAAUGUAGGGAAGCAGUGGUGUUGUAUUAUGGAGACUGUUGCUGACAGGAGGGUUCCUGUGACCAAUUGUCAUUUGGCACUGGACUUUCCCAUUUCGGGGUCUGUAAUAUGGAGUGGUAAUCCACAGAAGGCCACCUCCCCCCAGAGCUAAGGUAUGCUACUGACCUAACCGCCACUAAAUGGAAAGCAUGUGGCCAUUCACCUGCUGUAGUCUUUGUGUAGAAAACCCAAAGUCUACUAGGAAUGUGUUUACUGCAGUGAAAUCAGUGCAGUGCGGGUGUGCUAGAAAAAAUAUGAAUAUUUGCCUGAAAGGAGGAAGGAGCCAGAAUCUGAGGAAAAUAGGAUGGGCCAUAAGAAGAGGAAUUAUCUCAUGGAUCUUUCCCAUGGCCUGAAUGAUGUUGUCUGAUUUGUUUUUGAGGACUUUGCUGGCUUGUGUCAGUUUUGGUUGGCCCAGUAGAUAUGGCAGCAUAAAAUGAAGGCCACUACAUAUGGAUCCUUUGCCCAAGAACAAAUAGCUGCUUUUAUGCUUGGCAGUUACCUACUGAUUGAAAUGUCCUGCACACAAAGUAAAUGGGUUUCUUAGGAGUGCAUAUACUAGUUCUAAACCCCCACUUCUUAACCAAAACCAGAAAGGCUUGUGCAAUUUUUUAUGCAGAUAGAAGAAGGGUUUAGUUAUCACAGGGAACAUUUACCUAUCUGCUGAACAAGUGUGUGAAUUGGUACCGCUGUGUUUCUUCACGCAGUUUUUUUAAAAAACUCGGUGGCUUGAACAGCCCUCAAGAGUGUCGGUCUGAGAGGGAUGCCACUCUUAUCACUGAAGAGAGAAGCAGGCACUGGAAAUCACCAAAUCUUUUGAGACUUGUACAAUAGAUAGAUAACAGUGUUGGUCCUUAGCAGACCAAUGGCAGUGUCCUGAUCGCCCCUGCCUGUCACAGUCUAGCAUCAUGUCGGUGCUGCUUGCUCCACCUAGGAUCUAAGGAAUAGCUGUCUUUCCACCUGUAUAAUAGAAGCCAGGCUGUUGCUACUGCUGCCAACGCACAAGGCCAACUCCAAUGUAUCUUCACCAACACAUAUUGACAAGAGGGAGCAGGUGAGCCUUCUUGCCUGUCUGUGAACUGGAGUUUUUAUUGCCCUUAGACCCAGCCAUAGCUCUUGAUAGAGCAUUGGCACUCAGCAAGCUAUUGAUGAAGGCUCAGGGAUAUUAGGCGACUCUUUGCACUGAGAGAUUGCCACCCCAAUCCAAUGCCAGUCUUCACUGUAUCAUGUCAGAAAAGUGUUCUCUUUAGAGGCCAGGCAAUUCUGCCUGGAUUUAUUGUCAGUGCUAGGAAUGGAAAGUGAGGGGGAUUCUGGAAAUCUCUUCAGUAUUUUGAGGCUCCCUCUGUCCUACAAGUCACAGGUCAUGGCAACUUGUCUGCCUUUGAGCAGAAACUGUUGCAUAUAACUUGUCAUGGGAUCCACCCAAACUUGCAACUGUAUGAAUCCUCUACUGUGUCUGUGACUCUUGUGAACUUUGCACUCUUGACUGGGUUUCCUUGUAUGACCUGUCAUUGUAAUUCAUUAUUUUAAACAAAGAAACAAACAAACAGAAUUUACAAAAUAAAGAUUCUCUCAAAGUGA
This is a messenger RNA of Anolis sagrei ordinatus, 4504 nucleotides long. RefSeq names its product RAB15, member RAS oncogene family (gene RAB15). Gene Ontology annotation, molecular function: GTP binding; GTPase activity. NCBI's taxonomy places the organism in Eukaryota, Metazoa, Chordata, Lepidosauria, Squamata, Anolidae. Gene Ontology annotation, biological process: Rab protein signal transduction. The record is from RefSeq and is a predicted model, not a curated record.